Protopolystoma xenopodis is the source of this 722-nucleotide messenger RNA. Lineage: Eukaryota; Metazoa; Platyhelminthes; Monogenea; Polystomatidea; Polystomatidae. The record is from the annotation of a GenBank genome assembly.
UUGGUCCUAUCCUUCCGAGUGGCCAACCUUCAUCUGGGGUCUUCUUGCCUCCACAAAUGGUCUGCGACUGGAUGGCCAACGAAUUGAUAGAUUGGCUUUUAACCGACAUUGUGCACCAGCUGGAUACAGCCAGCUUCAGGCUGGCUGAACACUUGGUGGCCAACGAGCUCAGUCUGUCCGGAGUCAGUGGUACCACUAGCUACAGUUGUAAUGAUGCUGGCGAUUGUCAUGAGCCUAUAAUGACCUUGCCCAGUGCUAACUCGACGAUGGUGUUGACAGGGAAGACAGGACAUACUCGGUCACAUGAAGAAUCCAUUUUAGCAGCCAUAAAUAGGCCGUUAGGCAAUGUUGAUCCUUUUAAGACCCAGGGCAUUUUCGAGAAUGUAGGACUGUCCAUUUCGUUGAAUCCAGAUGCGUCUGUGAAUAUCGUCGAUGCCGAUGAAGUGAAAACUGCCGGCCGGUCCACCGUCUCAUCAUCCACACUUCAGGAGUCGACCACCUCUCCGGUCUAUGACAGCGAUCACUUUGAGUCGAUUAGCACAACCGGCAUAUCUGGACACUGGGCAGAUAAGGCAGCCUCCAGCUGCAAAAGUGACAAUGGGGGUCGUACGGUCAACCACGACGAUGGUGCUGCCAACGAAGAAGGUUAUGCCAACAGCAGUGAAGACGAUGCAAAUGAGCUUUCCGCUUCGGAUGGCCGGUCUCUGGGCGAUAUAAUCUCU